Symbiodinium sp. CCMP2592 is the source of this 978-nucleotide messenger RNA. Lineage: Eukaryota; Dinophyceae; Suessiales; Symbiodiniaceae. The record is from the annotation of a GenBank genome assembly.
AUGGUGCAUGGCAGAGCUUUGUCUGGAGUUAUUCUCUGGGUGGUGUUCUGCGCGACUUCAGCUGCAGUGGAUCCUGCUGCGACAAAGGUGCAUGAGCUCACUGGAAGCAACUUCGAUUCCACUGUCCGCAAUGGACACGAGAUGCCAUGGUUCGUGAAGUUCCAUGCGCCGUGGUGUGGGCAUUGCAAAAAAUUGGCCCCGGUGUGGGAAAUGCUCGCUGAGAAGCUGGAAGGUACGGUUGCAUUGGCCAAAGUGGAUGCAACCGUGGAGGAAGGCUUAGCCUACGAAUGGGAGAUCGAAGGCUAUCCUACAUUGAUCCUGGUUUCAGACGGCCACCGAUACAGGUUCCGAGGAUCGAGGACAUUGGAGAGCUUGGAAGCGUUCGCUGCUGGCGGCUACCGAGAACUUCCACAGGAGUCGCCACAGAGCGAGGCCUCAACAGGCGCUGACACGUUUGGGGGGCCAGAUGUUGUGGCACUGUCAGGUAACUUUGACUCGGUGGUAAGAGUGCCAGCCGUGACCGUGCUUAUUGUCUUCUAUCUUCGUGGCUGUGGGCAUUGCAGGGACAUGGAAGGCACCUGGGGUGCUUUGGCCAAAGAGCUGAAGGACAAGGUGCUGGUGGCGAGCGUCGAUGCUCUUGCGAACCGCCCCCUCGCAGAGCUCUGGGCAGUGGAGCGCUUCCCAACCAUCAAGCUUGUCAGAGGUGGACAGGUGUAUGAUUUCGAGGGCGCUCGGACAGUGGAGGACCUGCAGGCCUUUGCGCUUGAGGGAUUCAGCUUGCUGGAGCCCUCUCCGCUGCCGCCACUGGAAGCAGCAGCCAAGCAAGGAAAUUCUCAAGACGCGAGUCAGAUGCACUUGGUGAUUGGCUUCGUCCUUGGAAUGAUCUUUGCAGGAUGCCUCUGGGGUUUGUACCUGCGCUUCAGUCGAAGUUCAUCUGAGAUCCAGACGCAAGCCACAAAGAGCACGAAGUCCGAAUGA